Molecule: messenger RNA, 1413 nt
Organism: Camellia sinensis
Lineage: Eukaryota; Viridiplantae; Streptophyta; Magnoliopsida; Ericales; Theaceae
Source: RefSeq, a predicted model, not a curated record
AUGGUUAGUGGUGUCUCCCGUAAGAGACCAACGGCGUCCAACAGAAGACGUGCUAGGCAAACAGAACCUGAACCAGUGGAAGUGAAUGUCCCUGUGGAGGAGGAUGACCAUGUGGAUGCGAAUAAUGAUUAUGUUGACGACGAUAUUGGUGUGGAGGAUGACGAUGUCGAUAAUGAUAUUGGUGUAGAGGGUGACCUCAUGGAGGACGAUGUUGGUGUGGAUGAUGACAACACAGAACCAGUUCCGGGUGCUCCAGAGGAUCCUUCAUUGCUAAUUAGCUUCCGUAACCAUGUUGCUGCCGCUGUUUGGAAGAAAAAGGAACGGAGACCUCUUAAAUGUUUGAAUCGUUCUCGAAAGCUUGUCGAGUGGCCAUGGAUGUCACCAACAGUCCAAAAUAUUAGAUGGAGACAUUUGGUUGAGCAGUCUGGUCUUAGUGUCCUUAUUGAUCACACAUAUCGGCAUGGCAAUAGAGUGGCAAUAUCUGCCUUUGUUGAAAGGUGGCAUCCAGAGACAAAUACAUUUCACAUGCCAGAUGGUGAGAUGACUGUCACAUUGGAUGAUGUGCGGACCAUACUUGGCAUUCCAAUCACUAGCAUGGCUUUGUCAUGUCCUAAGUUAACAAGAUACGAGGCUGCUGAACUUGUGAAUGCUAUUUUGGGAGUGCCAGUGAAUGAUGCAUUUGCAGAAUUAGUUCAAUCUCGUUGUACCCUCUUCGCUGACAAGAGUGGGACUCGAGUACCCGUUGUUUACUUGUAUAUGUUGACUGACUUUGAUGUUGUUGGCUCAUAUGCAUGGGGUGCUGUAGCUUUGGCAUUCCUAUAUAGACAAUUAGGACUUGCUAGUAGGGCUGGUGUUAAGCAGAUUGCUAGUUACUUGAAGCUAUUGGAAGCAUGGAUUUAUGAGCAUUUUCGUUUAGGAAGGCCUCAUCCAAAUUUGUCCUAUUCUGAUGAACAACCUUGUGUAUGUCGUUGGAGUCCGCAAAGAGAUGGAGGUUUUACAGAAGACCACUUGCUGACAUUACGAGAGCAAUUUGACAUGUUACGUGCUAAUGAGAUCGAGUGGGAUCCAGAUCGUUUAUGUAGGACACACCAUCCACUUCAUGAGGUUGCAUAUUAUACUGGAUGUUUGAAAUGCUUUGAUAUUGUUGAACCCUAUCACCCCAAUAGGGUUUUGCGACAGUUUGGUAGGGUCCAAACAAUCCCACCAGAACCAUUAUCUCCUAUUCGAGCUACACGGGGUAGUAAACCAGGACAAUAUAGAAUCAUGUAUCAAUACCAUGACACAAUAUGGGCGCAAUGGGAGAAUCAUGUGUUGUCCAUUAAUGCUUGUAGUGUGCCUGUACAGCAGCGGCCAUCUGAAUGUGUACGGGGAUACCGUGAGUGGUAUGCUCGUGUUUCGCAUCGAGUUGUUUAA